Molecule: messenger RNA, 186 nt
Organism: Miscanthus lutarioriparius
Lineage: Eukaryota; Viridiplantae; Streptophyta; Magnoliopsida; Poales; Poaceae
Source: the annotation of a GenBank genome assembly
AUGGUGACCGUGCUCAUCGUCGCCGUCGUCGUCACCUCCCUGAAGGUGGUGCUCCGCCCGGAGUCCCUGCGCCUCUCCGUCGUCGACGGCGUGGUGUACUCCACUCCGCAGCCGGCGAGCGAGGCGGUGACCCUGCAGCUCAACCUCCGGGCCGAGAACCCCAGCGGCGAAUUCAAUGAGAACUAA